Owenia fusiformis is the source of this 2968-nucleotide messenger RNA. Lineage: Eukaryota; Metazoa; Annelida; Polychaeta; Sabellida; Oweniidae. The record is from the annotation of a GenBank genome assembly.
GAAUCAAAAAGUUAUUCAUAAGCUUUAGAAGAGCCGUUGCUUGAUGCCAUUUAUAUUUAUGCGAAAUAAUAUUUUCCAAGAUUUGACCCUUGAGGUACACCAAGUGAUACUCAGGAAGGAUUUGAUACAAAACCAUUUAUUCAGUUGUUUAGUGUUGUUACUUACUUCUACCAUUGGACAGUAUUGAAUUGUACGGGAUGCAUUGAUACGGUCCCCAGGAGCAAAUCGUUAUGAUUAUCGACAUUACAGGAAUCACAUUUCAUGCAAUUAGAGCACGUCGAUUUAGUAAUCGGAAGAGGGACAAUAUACAAAUACAAUAUAUGAAUAUACAAUACACUUUCUUCAUCCUAGAUGAUACACACAGUACAAUGGAUUUUUGAGACAAUUUUUAUUUUAUUGUUGUGUAAUUUCAAAUGCUGACACGGUUUUGAUAUAAUUUAAUAUAAUUGUACAACUAUAAUAUACUACUAUAAUGUUAAAUAUCACUGGUAUGAAGAAACAUUUUAAAGCAUGUUGCAUAGUUCUUCUAGGAAUAUACAUAUCUAAGACACUGCUCAGCUACAUCCAAAGUAAUACAGUGAGAAUAUCACCUAGCCCUGCUAGAUCAAACACCAAACAUGUUGACAACGCGAGCAAUGGAAAUCGAUAUUUAGAAAAACCAAGAAAUCUACUAAUAACAAGCCUCUCAAGAAACCUAAGUACAAGCCUAUGCAACAAAUCUAAGGUGAGGUCGAAGUCUAUGUUCACUGGUAAUAUGUUGAUAGACGAGACUCAUAAAUUGCUUUAUUGUUUUGUGCCAAAAGUUGGUUGUACAACAUGGAGGAAAAUUUUUGCAGUUUUGUCAGAUGAAGCCAUCAGAAAUAAAACCAAUGGAAAUCCUGAAAAUAUAGAUGAAGAUCCACACUACGGCUUGCAUUUUAAAACUAUGAAAGAUUACAAUAGUUCACAACAGGAAGUCAUUAUCAAAUCAUAUUAUAAGUUCAUGUUCGUUAGGGAACCAUUUGAGAGAUUAAUUUCGGCCUAUAUUGAUAAGUUCUAUGUCCCAGAACCCGAUGGAUUCUGGAAGGCGUGGGGGAAACUGAUCAUCAAUAAAUACCGUGUCAAUGCAAGUGUUGCGUCAAAAAGCUGCGGACAUGAUGUGUCGUUUGAUGAGUUUCUUUCACAUUCGUUCUCCAAAAUUGAGCAGUCAGAUAUAAGUGGAGGUAACACACAUUGGACAUCAAUUCAACAGAUCUGCAAUCCAUGUGGCAUAAACUACGACUAUAUUGGCCAUAUGGAAACAAUGAAGAGAGACACUGAACUGAUACUGGAACAAGCGAAUGUUAGUCAUUUAAUCACCCAGCAUAAAGCAGGCAUCAGUAAAAUAAAACAAAACCUACACUUCAGUGAAAAAGCAUUGGUAGAAUCUGCAAAUUGCUUGAAUACUACAGAUGCCAUACAACGCAUUAUCAAUACACUAACGUACAAAGGGUUUUUACCAUUUAAUUCUACAAUCUCAGAAUAUAUAAAAAAUCUUAAGCUGAAUAGCACGAGUAUAGAUGUUAAACGAAGAAAUGAAUACAUGAUAAAACAAUUUAGCUCUAAAUUGGAUGAUAUUUUAUCAAAAGCAUGGGAAAAUAAGCUUAAAUCCAACGCAUCAGCACAAGAUUCUUUCAAAGAAAAUUGCCUUGCAAGGCUUAAGAAAUCUAACAUUAUAAGAAAGAUUAGUUCUGAAAAGAUAAAGAGAUUUUUGGAAUACUAUUAUCUAGAUUUCGAAUUAUUUGGGUACAACUCAUCAAUCUACUCAUGAAUUAAAUUAAUCAUACAUCGUAUUCCAAUAUAUGGGCCUAGCAAAUAUAUUGACCUAGCCAAUGUAUGGACCAAGCCAAAGGGCAGCUGAAGACGCAUUUAGGUAAUCAACUGAUCAAAAAACAAAUGACCAUCGCAUAGUGUACAGCUAUGAAAGAAAAUAAUGGAUGUCUAACAACUGCUCUAGCUUAAAAUAUAUAUCACCAGUAUAAUAUGAAUAAAAGAAACUCAACUGAAGGGAUUUCAAUGUUAAACCGGGUGUAAAGAUUCAUCAUUCAAAGUAGUUACCGGGUGUGCGAAAAAAGUAACCAAAACAAAUCAUAAUAACUUAGUCAUCCAGUAUGGGUUUUAAAUCAUUUUGGCACAAUUGAACCCUGCCCAGUGUUCUUUCAAUCCACCAAGUUUCAUUGGUUUUCCCAAAUGGCCAAGAUUUUAUGACCAUUUUACAAAAGAUGCUCAAAAUGUUGGUCUUUUCUUACAAAGAAAAUUGACUCAUAAGGCUUAAGAAAUCUAACAUUAUAAGAAAGAUUAGUUUUGAUUAGUUACUAGUUUUAAUAUCACUGUAAUUAGUAUAUCUAUGUGUAUGUUGGCAUUUGUGCCAUUCAGUUCAUUGGUUGUCCAGUUUCAAUAUUGAUUCAAAAAUGAGUCAAUGUUUUUAGUUGAUACUCGUUGCGCAAGUAGGUCCAUGUGUUUCUUUUCUUUGCAAAAAAUAAUCCUUUGAUUUUUCUUGGUUAAGUAAUUUACAAAGGUACAGAAAUUUUAUAUAUCUACGCUUGUAGAAUACUUUUAACCUCUGACGACUGGAUGUAUGUACUUGAGCCAAGAAAUGAUAACUGUGAGAGUCCUCAUAAGCAUGUAAAUUAAAAAUUGGACAAAACAAUAUUGUUUGUUGGUGUUGGAUGUAAGUUAUAUCAUACGAUUAUAUUAUUCGUAUACAAAUAAAAUAAUAAAAAAAGUUCUCCCUGAAUUAGUCCAGGAGAAAAUCAAGAAACAAUGUUCUUAUGUACACUAAAAAUUGUUUUUUCAAAUCAUUGAGUACAAUUAAGAAAUAUCUUAAAUUAAGCUUGACAUUAAUUUUCAUUUAUUCAGUCUGAUAUAUUGGUGAUAAAGUUGAAUGUUUCUCUUGGAUGGUAACUUAGCAUCAAAUGUUGCUUUCUGAACAUAUUCUGUAUAUUCAUCC